AGACGCUCGAUGGAUAAGUGCCUCUGUGCCAGUACUUCUUGUUGAGUGGCCGAACCUGUUCCAUGUUACACUUUAAACACCCGCGGCAAAUCCUCUCGUGUGAUAACGCGUGAUAAAUUUUCCAGUAGCGCAGAGAACUUAUCGUCAAACAUUUACAGUUUGCAAAGUGAUGAAGUGCCGUGCAGUGCAACUGUAGAGUAAUUAAUAGAGAUAUGAAUAAUAACAAUAAUAAUCAAUUCAAGCCGAGCAGCGAGGAUGUGGAGAAGGGCCACGCGGCGCCCCCACCUGCCCACGGAGCCGAGCCGCACUUAGCCAGGAGGGGCUCAGCAGCGAGCGAGGUGGGCAAGCAGAGCACAGUCUACUGCCGUGUCGCGAUCGUAGCGGUCGGCUUUGUGUGUCUUGUGGCGAUCGUGACGCUCCUGUGGUACUUCAUGGGCUGGAUCUGGGGCCUGCAGGCGCUCCUCGUGGCCGUGCUGGUCGCCUUCGCGGCCAGCGGAGCCUGGCGCUGGUUCUACAUCGCCACCAUCACCGCCCCGCGGGACAUCAAAGCUCUCUUCCGGUACAUUCGGCUGUUGUGGCUGGUCAAGAAGUUGCAGCGACGCAACGCCACCGUGGCGGACGUCUUCGCCGACCACGUGGCCAAGACGCCGGACAAGUCCUGCUUCGUGUUCGAGGGUCGCGAGUGGAGCUUCCGCGAAGUGGAUGAGUUCUCGAAUCGCGUGGCCAGCGUCUUCCACUCGCACGGCUACAAGCCGGGCGACGUCGUGGGACUUUUGCUGGAGAACCGGCCGGAGUUCGUGGCCAUGUGGCUGGGAUUGUCACGCCUGGGCGUCAUUGUGCCGCUCAUCAAUCACAACCUGCGCCAGGCUUCGCUUCUUCACAGCGUCACAGUGGCCAAGUGCAAUGCGCUCAUCUUCGGGGAGUCACUCAUUGAAGCCGUCGAGGAAAUCCUCCCAACGAUGCCAUCAACAGUGUCAUUGUAUCAAUUCAACGAUGCCGCGAAUGGACAAUGCCAGAAUACCGCCAAGGACCUCACGAGUCUCAUGCUGGCCGCCUCCAAGGAGGCGCCGAUGGCGCUGAAGCCCAGCCAUCACGAUCAGUUGCUGUACAUUUACACCUCGGGCACGACUGGACUGCCCAAGGCGGCCGUGAUCACGCACUCACGCUACAUCUUCAUCUGCGCGGCAAUUCACUAUCUGGCGAACUUCCGGUCGGACGACAUCUUCUACACGCCGCUGCCGCUGUAUCACACGGCCGGCGGCGUGAUGAAUGCCGGUCAGGCGAUCCUCUUCGGCGCCACAGUGGUGAUCAGGAAGAAGUUCUCCGCCAGCGGAUACUUCCCGGACUGUCAGAAGUACAAGUGCACCGUGGCGCAGUACAUUGGAGAGAUGUGUCGCUACGUUCUGGCCACGCCGCCGUCGUCCUCGGACAGAGCACACCAGGUGCGAUUGGUGUUCGGCAAUGGAUUGAGACCACAAAUUUGGCCACAAUUUGUGGAGAGAUUUGGCAUUCCGCGAGUGGCGGAGUUUUAUGGCGCCACAGAGGGAAAUGCGAACAUCGUGAACAUCGACAAUACGGUGGGAGCGAUUGGAUUUGUGUCCAGAAUCAUUCCUUCGGUGUAUCCCAUCUCCAUCAUUCGAGCAGAUCCGGCCACUGGAGAUCCCAUUCGUGGUCGCAAUGGCCUCUGUCAGCUGUGCAAGGCUAAUGAGCCGGGAGUGUUCAUUGGGAAGAUUCUGCCGGGCAAUCCGUCGCGUGCCUUCUUGGGCUAUGUGGACAAGAAGGCGUCAGACAAGAAGAUCGUGCGCGACGUGUUCAAGAAGGGCGACUCGGCCUUCCUCUCAGGUGACCUCUUGAUUGCCGAUGAGCGGGGAAAUCUCUUCUUCAAGGACAGAACGGGAGACACUUUCAGGUGGAAGGGCGAGAAUGUGUCCACGAGCGAAGUGGAGGCUCAGGUGAGCAAUGUGGCCGGAUACAGGGAUGCGGUGGUGUUUGGCGUGGAGAUUCCCGGCCUGGAGGGACGCGCCGGCAUGGCGGCCAUUCUGGAUCCUGAGCGCAAAGUGGACCUGCAAGCACUUGCCGAUGGUCUGCGCAAAGCCUUGCCAAGCUACGCCAGGCCGCAGUUUGUGCGUCUCCUCACGAAGGUGGACAUGACGGGCACGUACAAGCUGAAGAAGCUGGACCUGCAGACGGACGGCUUCGAUCCGGACAUCGUGAAGGACUCGCUGUACUACCUCACGCCCAAAGGCCAGUACGAAGAGCUGACGAAGGACAUCCAUGCCAAAAUCUGUUCCGGAGAGAUGAGGUUCUGAGCUCGCGCGGCUUUCCGUAUUUGACUAUCAGGCGCGCGUGCGCUGAUCGUAGGUGUACUUUGUGAUGUGUGAUAAAAUGUUACUAUUUUAUGAGUGUACAUAAUCCUUUUUCUACAUUUAAUCUUAAGUCUUUCGGAAGGGUUGAAGUGUUUGCAAUUUUAGGACAUUUUCUGAGAGAAUUAUGUGUAAGAAUUUGUUACAUUUUAUACACUGCAAUUUAACUUUUUUUUUUAGAGGAUGACAAUUUAUUUAAAUAAAUAUUUUUCAGUAAACACAAAGUUUCAAAAGUGUCUUUAUUCGAUAUUCAACACUACAUUCUGACUUCCAGUCAGUGCACAACUUGGACAAUAAGGCAUUACAAUUGUGAUAAAACUACCACUUCUAUUGAAUUACUUUGAGUGAUUGAGUGUGGCAAUAGCGUUUAACUUGAUUAAAUUACUCUCUUCUUUAGAGAAUCUCUUACAUACUUACAACCAACGGCAACCAAUAAUAAAAUAAAGCAUAAAACUAGAAUAUAAACCAAAUAUGCGUUCGCUUUGGAUGAUUUCACAGCAUUUCCUCUUUUUCCAGCGA
Molecule: messenger RNA, 2882 nt
Organism: Phlebotomus argentipes
Lineage: Eukaryota; Metazoa; Arthropoda; Insecta; Diptera; Psychodidae
Gene: Fatp1
Product: long-chain fatty acid transport protein 4
Exons: 4
Coding region: 213-2309 (698 amino acids)
Biological process (GO): triglyceride homeostasis
Cellular component (GO): endoplasmic reticulum
Molecular function (GO): long-chain fatty acid transmembrane transporter activity; long-chain fatty acid-CoA ligase activity
Source: RefSeq, a predicted model, not a curated record